This is a messenger RNA of Anopheles merus, 675 nucleotides long. RefSeq lists its product as uncharacterized. The coding region runs from base 1 to 675 and encodes 224 amino acids. The record is from RefSeq and is a predicted model, not a curated record. The transcript is spliced from 5 exons. NCBI's taxonomy places the organism in Eukaryota, Metazoa, Arthropoda, Insecta, Diptera, Culicidae.
AUGGGGCGUAAUUUUCCAUACUCCACCAUUGAUUGUGAUGAGGAACCAGAUGAGGAACAACACAUUGCUGACUGGUUGAACGAAAUGCAGGAUCGUGGAUUUCCAGUCACUCGAAGAGUUUUGCUCUUUAAGUUGAAAGAAUUUCUAGAACCUAAUCCAGAUCGAGUGACUCCUUUUUGUUACAACAAACCGCCUAAGAAGCGUCUUGGUCAAAACGAACGCGGUUGGAUUAAUUCUCCUAAUUGUAAGGGAUUUAUUCAUAAAAUAUUUCACCCUUUUGUCAUCAAACGAGGGGUGAAAUUUCCUAUAAUAUUAUUUGUUGAUGGCCAUGCAUCGCACAUUGCAAUAGAAGUAGCCGAUCUCUGCAAAUCACUGGGCAUAAUAUUGAUAUCUAGACAGGAAGAUAGUGGUGAGAAAAACGUCACAAUAAGCAUGGAGCGUAUAAUUGAGGCAUACGACCUGAUUGGUUUUGGUAUGAGAACUAAAAUCGAAGGAGACGUGAACCUCUUGUCUCGUGAAGAUCGUGUUAUUCGCUUUUUUUACAGUGAAUUUGUUCGUCCUCAUGUUGUAUUCGAUCAACAAAGAUCUGCAAUGAAUAACUUUGAGACCAAUUCUACGGAUAUCGAUAAUCAUCGCUAUCCGAUCGGAUUGGCAGUGAAGUGGAAUUGUGUUUAA